UCCAUAUGUAUUCCUUAUGUUUUCUGACACCUUUUAUGCCAGUGAAAGUUCUAUUGCGAGGCCUUUUUUUGGUGUGCUGGUAAAUAAUACAUAUUUAAAAUUGUUUCUAUGUGGGGUCAGGGUGCAAUACAAACUACUCUAGCAGCAGUAGAAAUACUAAUGCACUGAACUAUGUACUUCUGGAGUGAGAUACAAUUCAGUGUGGAUAAUGGAAGAAGACACAGUCUUCCUAAUUCAGAGUUAUAUCAGUUUGUGAACAGAAAAUACACUAUACUUGCUUAAGGUGGAAGAGACACUGAUAACCAUUAUAUUUAUCAGUUAUUCCUAAAUUCAUAGUGGGGUAUCUUUGGAAUUUUAAAAAUGAAAUGCUGCUUCUUGUUCUGUUGUUGUAAUGUGGUUCUUAGCUCUUCCCAGGUCUCAUAAAGCAUUCAGGAAAUGCAGUAUGAAGCUCUGCUGUGCCUCACCAUCUGAAUGUACUCCAAUUUAGAAACAAGAAAUCUGCUUCUGUAUUAACUAGAAAAAUCCUUCAUGGGUGGGAGGAGCAGCAAGCAUUCAUGACUUGGUAUCUUGCUAUUUCCAAAUAGCAUUGUGGGUUCUACAGAAAAUCCCUCAAGUAUUAAUAGCAUUUUUCUGCAGAUUUUUUUUUAGCAUUUAUACUCGUAUUCGACUUUGUCUAAUGCAGAGUUAUGGGCUUGGGAACUGUCGUAAGAACUGCUUGUUCUGUGUGAAGUUCCAAUGGGGCACCGCCUUCUUCGGAUGCAGUUUCUAAUAGGAAAUGUUCAGCCAUAUGAAGACCAUAACAGAAUAGCUUUGAAAAGUAAAUGUACAGAUUUACUCGAUUCCUGUGGCUUUAUGUUUUCUGUAAUAAAUAUUUAACAGGCACACGAGCUGUGAUGUAUCACUUGUUUGGUGUGAAAUGUAUUCAAACAGAAAUAGCAAGACAUGUAAAUUCAUGAAUAUUGUUACAUAAACUAAUGUAAAAAAUUAUUUUAGCCAAUUGUAUUACCACUGCAGAAUAACUGUGCUGUAUUGAAAGGCUGCUUUUCUACAGAUGGACAAUUUAAUGUUGUCAUGUUAUUGAAGAAGGUAUUUAAGUUCCGAUUCCCACAGAAAAAGUCCUUCUAAGUGCACUACACACUUUGUUGGUUAUUUUUUACAAUUACUGGCAGUGUUUCCACAUGUCUUCUGAUGUGGACAGCACAGGCCGUGGAAUGGAUUCUCUAAAAAUAAAUAUUAAAAAAGUUCCAGGCUUGCAUUAAGCGCUUUUGAGACAAUUGGAUAGCCUUGCUAUUCACACCUUUGCAUGUGGUUUUGUGCUUCUGCUCUAUUGCAAAUCUGGAGUACAGUUACUGCAAACAUCCAUGCAUUAUUUAUACAUAUAGAACAAUUUGCUUAUUUAUGCAUUUGUUUGGGGGCAGAUUAUUUUACUAAUCACUUACAAGCUAAAAGGGGCUAAAGUAUAUUUCCCUACGAUGUAAAUUAUCUUCAUUGCUAGCUGCAAUCCAUAUUCAAAGGAAUUAUCUGCAUCCAGAUACUGGCUAAGUAGCACAGUUUCAGGCUAGAAGUUGAGAUACUGUUUGCUUUUGUAACAGUAGUUAAAAAAAGCCAAAGCUUGUUUGCUUCUGACUGUUCCUGGGAUAGUGGGAUUGCUGACUGACCUUCCUUUCUUCUGUUUGUGCAGACACCUGUUGCAGCAUUUCCACUUAAAGUACUUGUGCAAAGUCUGUGGGAUGGCUGGAUGAUGUUAUUGAUCGAGUGAAGCGUAGGAUCUCUUAAGAUCUAUUUAAUGAUCUUGGAUUACAAUGUGAUAUGCUUUGUUGUUUUUUUUUUAUCCAGUCUAACCUACUGGAUGGUAACAAUGACAGGAACAGGGAUGCUGCCUUACUGGCUGAGAUGAUUUUCUGCUUUUACUGAUUAUGUGCUUUCUGUUGUUUUUGUAAGGGGGAUGUGCCGCUAGUUGGUGCCACAGUAUGUGAGAUGAGUCAUGGCAGUAGCUGGUUUUGAACUGUCAAAGGGAUCAGAGUGGUCGGACCUUGUGUGGUGUUAUGAGAAUUGGCUUGGUUGCAAAGGGUUUGCUGAUAAAAGAUGAUAUGGAUUUGGAGCUGGUUCUCAUGUGCAAAGAAAAACCCACAAAGACCUUAUUAUGUAUAGUCAAAGACAAUCUCCCCAUUCAAAUUCAGAAACUUACAGAAGAGAAGUAUCUCGUGGAGGAGCAUGUAAAUGAGGCAGCUAUUAUUAUUCGUAACACAAAGGAGCCCAAGCUAACCUUGAAGGUGAUACUUACGUCCCCUCUCAUUCGAGAUGAAGCAGAGAAGAAGGAAGGAGUAGACAGUGUUGCGAUGAAAGAUCCUCCGGACUUAUUGGACAGGCAGAAAUGCCUGGAGGCCUUGGCGUCUCUGCGGCACGCCAAAUGGUUUCAGGCCAGGGCAAAUGGACUAAAAUCAUGUGUAAUUGUGCUGCGUAUUCUGCGGGAUUUGUGCAACAGAGUUCCCACAUGGGCACCACUGAAAGGAUGGCCACUCGAGCUUAUAUGUGAAAAAUCUAUAGGUACUUGUAAUAGACCUCUGGGCGCUGGGGAAGCAUUACGACGAGUGAUGGAGUGCUUGGCAUCUGGAAUUCUGCUUCCUGGAGGCCCUGGUCUGCAUGACCCCUGUGAACGGGAGCCAACAGAUGCUUUGUCUGAUAUGACAGUUCAGCAAAAAGAAGCCAUUACGCACAGUGCUCAGCAUGCCCUCAGAUUAUCAGCCUUUGGUCAGAUUUAUAAGGUUUUGGAAAUGGAUCCUCUCCCAUCAAAUAAGUCAUUUCAGAAAUACUCCUGGUCAGUAGCUGACAAAGAAGGUACAGGCUCAUCUGCUCUCAAGAGACCGUUUGAAGAUGGUGUUGGGGAUGAUAAAGAUCCAAAUAAAAAGAUGAAGCGUAAUCUGAGGAAAAUACUAGAUAGUAAAGCAAUAGAUCUCAUGAAUGCUCUGAUGAGGCUGAACCAAAUCAGGCCGGGGCUUCAGUAUAAACUGCUGUCCCAGUCUGGUCCAGUCCAUGCCCCAGUCUUCACAAUGUCUGUAGAUGUUGAUGGUACAACAUAUGAAGCAUCAGGACCUUCUAAGAAAACAGCCAAGCUCCACGUGGCAGUGAAGGUUUUACAAGCAAUGGGUUAUCCAACUGGUUUUGAUGCAGAUGUUGAGUGUGUGAGUUCUGAUGAAAAAUCAGAUAACGAAGGUAAAAAUGAAACAGUGUCUUCAAUCUCAAGCAAUAAUACUGGAAAUUCUACAGCUGACACCUCUGCUACCCUAGAGGUAAGAACUCAGGGUCCUAUACUGACAGCAAGUGGCAAAAAUCCAGUGAUGGAGCUCAAUGAAAAAAGAAGAGGUCUGAAGUACGAGCUCAUCUCUGAAACAGGGGGAAGCCACGACAAGCGCUUUGUGAUGGAGGUAGAAGUAGAUGGCCAGAAAUUCAGAGGUGCAGGCCCAAAUAAGAAAGUAGCAAAAGCAAGCGCUGCAUUAGCAGCACUUGAGAAACUGUUUUCUGGACCUAAUGCAGCAAACAACAAGAAGAAGAAAAUUCUUCCCCAGCAGGCUAAAGGAGUUGUCAAUACAGCUGUUUCUGCAGCAGUCCAGGCUGUGCGAGGUAGAGGACGAGGUGCUUUAACAAGAGGUGCAUUUGUUGGGGCAGCUGCUGCUACUGGAUACUUAACACCAGGCUAUGGAGCACCAUAUGGGUACAGUACAGCUGCACCAGCUUACGGUUUACCCAAGAGAAUGGUUCUGUUACCAGUUAUGAAAUUCCCAACUUAUCCUGUUCCCCACUACUCAUUCUUUUAGCAAAUGGCAGAAGCUAAUUCCUAUUGAUUGAACAACACAGUACAGUACAGAAUGUUAGAAGAAAAAAGCCUUUUUAUCCUGUUUCCUUUGAACACAUACUUGAGCAAAGUCAUUUGUAAAGAAACAUCUUUUUCCUACUUUUUGAUUUUAACAAAAUGCAAAUUUAGUUCUCUAAAACUUGAAAAAAAAUGUUCUGUGAAAUGUUACCUCAUUUUCAAAUAACUUAUACCAGCCUUCUGUUAUAGGGAAGAACUAGAAGCUUAAACCUUACGUUUUAAAUGAAGUAUCCAAUUAUGUAAAAUUAAAUUUGUGAAGGAUGUAUAGAAUAUAAAACACUGAUCACAAAUAAACUGUUUUGUUGUAA
This is a messenger RNA of Centrocercus urophasianus (Greater sage-grouse), 4179 nucleotides long. RefSeq names its product spermatid perinuclear RNA binding protein (gene STRBP). NCBI's taxonomy places the organism in Eukaryota, Metazoa, Chordata, Aves, Galliformes, Phasianidae. Gene Ontology annotation, molecular function: single-stranded RNA binding; double-stranded RNA binding. The coding region runs from base 2046 to 3815 and encodes 589 amino acids. Gene Ontology annotation, cellular component: precatalytic spliceosome. The record is from RefSeq and is a predicted model, not a curated record. The transcript has 16 exons.